ACGAGCCGCUCUGCCGCGCGGCGUUCACAGGGGCCCGCGUCGCGUUCCACCCCUUCGCGCCUCCUUCGCACCCCCCCUCCGCCGCCACCCCGCACCGGGGCGUCCAGGAUGUCGCGCCUGGGUGACCCCUGCACCAGGCCGGAAGAGGAGUUCUUCUUCGUCCCCUACUCCUUUGACUUGGAGAAGGAGACCCAAGAGUGGGAGGGCACGACGCUUGUCGUCAUGGCCAUGACCGCGCCGGCUUCAACUGGGGUGCGCGAGGUGAGGCCGUCGUCCUCGAGGAGAUGCGCUUGCACCGUGGAGAGGUGGUCGUGUCUCGCCACCAGCCGCAACCUUUCCUCCUCAAGUUCGCCAACCGCCGUCUCACUGAGGAGGCCGCCGCGAUGCGCUACAUCAAGCACCACGGCGUCGUCCUGAACGUCCGUCCGUGGCGGAGUCUGGAGGCCGCAUUGGGGGCGGCCAUGUUUUUCAGGGUACGCCUUUGCCUGGAGGGCAUCCCGGUCCACGCUUGGAACCCGGAGAUCGUCGAGCGGCUGAUUGGUCGGUCCUGUGCGCUGGAGUGCAUCGACACCAACCUCCUGCACCCGGACGACACCAGGACAAUUGAUGUUUGGGCAUGGACGCCCAAUCCGAGCAGGAUUCCCAAGUGUCCGUGGUUGGUCUUCACCAGCCGGCGGACGCUUCCUCGUCGGUUACCAUCUCCGCGACACCGCCGGCGCCGUGGCAGAAGGGCGCCAAAUUCAGGGUGCUUAUCCACCUGGAGUGGGUCUAUUACUACACCUCCGCCUCCACACGGAUCACUACGGGGACGGCAUGGCGGCGGCGGCGGAAGCUCUCAUGGCACUGGUGGAGCCGUGGACGGCGAGCUGGCUCCGGUGCCCGCGUUCCCGCCCCCAAUCGUCCCGCCACCUGUCUGGACGGUGCGACAGGAUGUUAGCAACCACUCAAUCCAUCCACCACCAUGAACAUACACAACGAAUCACUGAUAACUUAUCCAAUACAAUAUGAGAAGAACAGAGUUCGGGAAAGGCAGCAAAGCAGGGGAGACGGGAGGAGAUCAGCAAGUUCUAGGUACUGGAAGGAAUCAGAGAUACACUGGAAUCUUGAGGAGGGAGAAAGUAACCAGAGGAUGAGGAUGAAGAGUAGUAGUUGUUUCUGAAUAAUUAUCGAUGCCUAUCUCUAUUGUAUUGCUCUCCUUUUGUACUGCUUGCCUUCAUCACUUGCUCGGCCCAGCAACUCUCACUGCCACGGCCCAUAGCCCACAUAGUGAAUAGCCCAAUCAUGAUAAGCCCCUGACAUUCCUCCCUUCUUAAGCUUCGGCUUGCCCCCAAGCCGAUAUAGAAGGUCUGAUCUGUCAGGUUUCCAAGAUAAAUGCAAUAUCUCAAAACAUAAUGAAUGCUUAGGACCGGCAAUUUCUUUCA
This is a messenger RNA of Panicum hallii, 1421 nucleotides long. RefSeq lists its product as uncharacterized. The record is from RefSeq and is a predicted model, not a curated record. The coding region runs from base 285 to 965 and encodes 226 amino acids. The transcript has a single exon. Lineage: Eukaryota; Viridiplantae; Streptophyta; Magnoliopsida; Poales; Poaceae.